AUGUCCAAUUUUACCUCGCGAAAAAUGUCUCCCACGGGAAAUGAUAUGAAGAGUACCACUCAGGGGACCACAUUGAGGCAACAGGGUUUUCAUGAGGUUAACAAAAGAAGGACUUUCUUACAAGACAACAGCUGGAUAAAGAAACGUCCCGAAGAAGAAAAAGAUGAAAAUUAUGGUAGGGUGGUGCUCAACCGACAUAACUCCCAUGAUGCCUUGGACAGGAAAGCAAAUGAGAGAGAUGAGCCAAAAGCUACGAUUAGUCGGUACAGAUCUGAUGACACUUUAGACAGGAUCUCAGACAGAAAUGAUGCCGCUAAAACAGAUAAGGCCAAUACCUUGGAUAACCGACUAACCAAUAGAAACAUGUCCACGUUUAGAUCACCAGAAGCAACAAAGAUGCAACCUGGAGUUUCGUUCAGUGCCAACACCACCAGCACCGCAGCUCCCACCUCUGCUACAACUCCUGUAAAGAAAAAGAGACAGUCCUGGUUUCCACCACCUCCUCCAGGUUACGGCACCACCCCAAGCACAGGAGCAAGCAGAAGGGAACCAACUGUUCACCCUCCAAUACCUCCAAAGCCCAGUUCUCCUGUUUCAUCUCCUAACCGGCUGAGACGGGAGAAUAGGCAGAUAUGUCCACCUAAACCACGUGUAUAUACAGAAACCAACAGAUCUGUUGAAAGAAAUAUAAGGAGUCAGGAUCUCGAGAACAUUGUCAAAGUGACCACUUCACUUCAGAAAACUAACAAGGGUGAAGAAUUAGAUAAUCUCAUCAAAAUGAACAAAAGCUUGAAUAGAAAGCAAGGUCUUGAUGGUCUCUUCAGAGCAAAUCCUAAGGCAAAGCAAACAGAGAAAAGAGCCAAAAGCCUUGAAAAUCUCAUUUUUAUGAAUACUCGGACAGACAAAGACGGCAAAGGAAACCAAGGCCUUGGAAGUCUUAUUAAAGUUAAUCAAAGGACUGACAAAAAUGAGAAAGGAAGCCAAGAUCUCGAAACGGUUAUCAAAGUAAAUGCCAGGACAGAUAAAACUAGGAGAGGAGGUGAAGACCUUGAUAAUCUUAUCAAAGCAAAGCCCAAAGGAAGUGAAAACACCACUGGCAAACAAGACCUCAAUGGAUUUAUUAAAGUGAAUCCUGAAACAAAUAAAAGUAUCAAGAGGGGCCAGAGCCUUGACAAUCUCAUUAAAGUGACUCCUGAAGUAAACAGAAGUAACGCAAGUUCCAAAGAUCUUGAUAACCUCAUCAAAGUGGUUCCAAGAACAGGAAAAAGCAUGCAAGGUGGCCAAAUUCUUGACAGCCUCAUCAAAGUGUCUCCUGAAACAAACAGAACUAACCAAAGCAGGAAAGAAGGUCUUGAUGAACUUAUUAAUGUGGGCCCCAAAGCUGUCAAAAACAUGGCUGGAAAUCAAGAUCUUGAUAAGCUCAUCAGAGUGAAUCCUGAAACUCUCACCAACAACCAGAGAAACCAGGAUCUGGAUAACCUCAUCAAAGUGAAUCCUGCAGUGACCAGAAGCAGUCAGAGUGAAGGCUUGGACGACCUUGUCAAAGUGAAAUCUUCAGCUCUCAGAAACCCUGAGCGAGACCAAGACCUGAAAAAUGUAAUUGAAGUAAAUUCUAAUGUGCCUAAAAACAAAAAUGGAAGCUUCAAUGCUGAAACCAGGAAUGCAGGACCGAAGGAUACCUUUGUGUAUACGAGGACGUACGUGGAGAACAGUAAAUCACUGAAGGAUGGAUAUCAGAAUAUCUCUGGAAAAUACAUACAAACUGUUUAUUCGACUUCAGAUAGGUCUGUCAUUGAAAGAGAUAUGUGUACUUAUUGCCGGAAACCUUUGGGCACAGAAACAAAAAUGAUUUUAGAUGAAUUACAAAUUUGCUGCCAUUCCACUUGCUUCAAGUGUGAAAUAUGCAAAUGGCCUUUGGAAAACCUACAAGCAGGUGACAGUAUUUGGAUUUAUAGACAGACAAUACACUGUGAACCUUGCUACUCUAAAGUAAUGGGUAGAAUAACCGAGAUGAUAUUGGAUAGCGGGUCAACAGAACUACAUGAGGGCAAGUUCCCUGAUGUCUUACUGGCGUGGCGAAUAAAAGAGGAGCAUGUGCAGUUCUUACAUGGGAUCCAAAAUAUGGAAUUUAACGAUAAAUGUGUGACAUUAAUGAGGUCCUCCACCGGCCCCGCCCACCCGGCGUUCGCGCCCCGCCCCGCCCCGAGGCCGCGGCUAAAACCCGGAGCCGCCGCGGCGCCCAAGGGACUGGAGGGACGCUCUGAGCAUGUGCAGAGCUGUUUGGCGGCGGCUGCUUCGGCCGGAGGCUGGGCCCCGGUGCUGAUGCGAACAGCCGGCUCGGCCUCUGCUCCAGCGUGGUCGGCGCCCCGGGCCCGGGUGGCAGGGAAGGAGCCGUAG
Odobenus rosmarus divergens (Pacific walrus) is the source of this 2397-nucleotide messenger RNA. RefSeq names its product sciellin (gene SCEL). The record is from RefSeq and is a predicted model, not a curated record. Lineage: Eukaryota; Metazoa; Chordata; Mammalia; Carnivora; Odobenidae. Gene Ontology annotation, cellular component: cytoplasm. The transcript is spliced from 32 exons. The coding region runs from base 1 to 2397 and encodes 798 amino acids. Gene Ontology annotation, biological process: epidermis development.